AUGAAAACAUUAUUCAUUAUUUUCGUUAUCAUGUUCCCAGUCGCGAUGAUAACAGAGGAAGAUGUAAAUCAUGGAGGUAAUAACUACCACAAAAAUUUAAUUGCGCACCUGCGGAUUGUCGCCAUUUUAUUUCAACAUCCUGUCUUGCUUCAUGUACAGAAAGCCGCUUAAAAUUUUCAUUUUUACACGUUCCCUAAAACAUCAUUCGCAGGAUUCAUUCACCAUAAUUUUUACAUCGUCCAUAAGAUUUGCAUGAGAAUUGUUUUCAAUUUUUCCUGUAAGUAAGCGGUCAUCAUAAGAGAAAUUGAAGACAAUAACGUAUGCACGAUUCUUGGGGGUGAACAAGGUAUUUUACUCCCUCUGGUGUUGGCCCCUGUCAUUGUCCAGUCAUUUGACUUUAACUAUGCUCUCUAUAAGGCGGAAACCUCUCUAAGAAGGACAAGGGACACUUUCAAAACCGUUAACGGUCCCUUGAGAAAUGCUUUAGGUAAUGAAAAAUACCGCAAAACGGAAAUGCAGGUGCACUACAUGACAAGUAAUUGCAAUUAGGAUAAGCAAAUUACAUACUCAUCCAAAUACAGUACGCGUCUUCUUACAGCUCGUAUCUUCUAAACACCUCAUGGAGAACCUCUUAACCUGUGAAACAGCUAUCUUCUCCGUCUUUUAGCUGAACUCUUUGAUCCUAAUGGGAACUUCAAAUGGUGAUAUCAAAAACAAACCAUUAUAACGAAUUAAUUUUCAUAAGCUUAAAUUAAGUACUUACAGUGAUGUACUGUAGAACCCCGGCAACUCGAACACUGAGGGGAAACGAAAAACAGUUCGAGUUAGCGAGUUAUCGGGGUCGAUUGAAAAAUUCAAUUUACCAUGUUGCAGUUUUUUUUUUUGGUCAAGGAAAAGGAAUUUUAGUUCGAGUUGGCGAGGAAUUCUAGUUUUCCGAGUUCGAGUUGACUGAGUGAAAAUGACUAGAAAGUGGGGUGAAAUCCAAGAGAAAUUGGACUUACUUUGAGUUAAUGAUCGAGGAGUUCGAGUUAUCGGGGUUCUACUGUAUCACUAUUUGUUUUGUUUGAGUAUAAACUGUUGUUAAAAGAAGCAAAUACUGAAUUUUUAUCACUUUGUAGCCUUGUUCCGAUUCCACCUUUCCACUACAUUGAUUCGGUUUUUUUGAUUGUUUUGCACGAGUAAAAUAUAUGUGGACUGUAUUUUUUGCGAAUGAGUUUAGCUUUAUUUUCUUGUAAUUACUGGCGUCAUCUUACUUUGACUCUCUAUUACCGGGACACCUCUCUUUAAUAGACGGAGAGUUAUUAUUAUUAUUAUUAUUAUUAUUAUUAUCACUAUUAUUUUAUCGUCAUUUUUCUAUUGUUGUUAUUAUUUAUUAUUAUUAGAUAAUAAUUUAUUUUAAUUGUUAUAUUAAUUUAUUAUUGUUUUGCACGAUUGAUAAAAUAUUGUUAGCUUACAAAUUUAAAUUUACUGUUCAUAUGUGUUGCUGGUUUGCAGUUUGUCCUGUUCCAAUGACAAAAGAGGAAGAGGAGUUUAUUAAAGAGCGGGAAAGGAACAGAGAGUUAAUGGAAGAAAUCGCCAGAGAAAUUGGAAUGACCUGCUUAGGUAAGUUAAAAAAUGAAAAAGAAAAAAAAAACCGUAAUAAUAAAAACCUCGGAUGAGAAAGUCCUUCGGCGCGAAUUGCAUGCCCUUUUGAAUAGUUGAACCCUUUGGGGCAGUUGGGAGUGUUCCAAAUGGAACAAUGUAGAGUUUGCAUUUCUAAAGCCACUUUGACUUACCCUUUUAGUUUAAGCCAUUUAGUUGAUAAGCAGCGAAUCAAGGAAGUUAUACAUACAUACACUGUAUGUCUACAGGUAGUCAUUUCGACUCCUGAAGGAGGAUCAUAAGGUUACAAGAUCGAUAUAUCUCUUUACAGAUAACCCACCCAGCCCGGGAGAGGUUGGGCACACCACGGGGUCAACGUCCCUUACUCUUACUCGUACCAGAUAAGUGAAAGUGCUGUGAGAUGGGACCACCGGGUUUUCGUCCUUAUAUCCUAGAAGUCUCAAGAAAGUCUAACCGUUUGCAGAUGUCAUUACAAAGGCAGCACUUGCUUCUCAGUAAUUUAAAGAGCCUGAGUUUUUUUCCGGUCGGGGUUUGAACCCGCGACCUCCAGCUCAGCAGACCAGCGCUCUCCUGGCUGAGUAACCUGAGAUCAGGCGUUAUUUUUUUUUUUGCUUCUUUGGUUCGAAAGGGAAAAAAAUAACGCCUGAUACAUUUAUUUAACAAGCAGUCAACCGCCCCCUAAUUUACAUAAUCUAACGUCUUCUUGACCUGCCAUGUUUUUAGCCAAUAAGCGUUUACUAUACGGGAAUCAAAUUUUGGCGCGAAUAAUUUUUUGAAAUCAAUUUUAUGGAAAAGAAAAUGUUUAAGUACGUCCAUGUUUAGAUGGUGCUUCCAAAAAAAAAAAUUAAUGUGUUGUUUUUUUGAUGAAAUACUGCUAGCUGGAGCUGCCGUACCUUAAUUUAACAGCUACAAAUAGUAAAGAGUUUACUGGUUAAAGCUCGUUGACUUCGUUCUUUGCCGAAAGCGGUGAAAAAAAAAAGUUAGGCUGAAGCACCAUAUUUCACGAACAGAAAGGUGUUGUGAAAGCGAAGAUCGCUCAAAAUAAUGCGCAGCAUGAUUUCUGAAGGAGGAAUUACAGUCAAACCAGGCCCCAGUUGUUCGAAAGGUGGAUAGCUCUAUCCACCGUAUAAAUCACUAUCCACUGGAUAGCGUAAUUGGUUUCCCUAAUAGUUAUCCACUGGAUAGAGAUUUAUCCGGUGGAUAGCGCUAUCCAGCUUUUGAACAACUGGGGCCUGGCCAAGAUUCCAUUCAUGAAUUGAUUAUUUGAAAAGUGUCGCUUCUGUAACUUGUAGCCGCUAUCAAAUUGCAUUCAAAUGAUCGGUGAAGUUUUGCCUGCAACUAUUUUAGUAUACGAUGAGAUGUUGCGUAAGUUCACUCUUAGUGAACUUAAUUACGCAACCGGACGGGAGAGGAAAGAAGAAGGCAAACCUUGUGUUACAAGCGUGAAAAUAAUUUUGUUUGAAACAACUUUUCGCCAAACUUCACUCUCCUUUAAAUGGAUUUGUUUUGUAAAGACAGUAAACGUUAAAGUUAGGUGAAUAUCACGACAAAACACGUACGUAAUAGUCUGUCACUUCUGUCAUCCACAAGCGUUUUGGCGUCUUCUUCUUCCUGCCAUCCUGUUACGUAAACUCACAAUUAUCCCGCACGGAGGUCAGUCCAAAAGCACGCCAAAUACUAAGGCCAGAAGUUCAAUUUCACUUGCAUAGCAACCACGUAGCCUAGCAACACGAUACGUCAAGGGGCCCUAAGGGAUGCAACGUUUCUUGAUUGGAGUAUUGAGACCAACGUUUUCUCAAUAGGAUUCUUGUUGAAAGUACGUCAACAAAUACAUAUUUUUCAUAGUUUAUAAUUUUUUGAACCGGGAGAUCAUGAUCUCAGUUGUUUGAGCUCAAACAUUGUUGCAAAUAUAAAUAAUCAAAACAACUGUCAAGCUGGCUUAAAGUGUGAAAACUAACUUUACAGGUAAAGGAAGAAAGAAAUUCUUAUAAGUAACUUCUACUUGUUGAUUUGUAGACGAGUGUGAAACAGGACUACAUAACUGCCACGAUGAUGCAUACUGCACCAACACCAAGCGUUCCUUCACGUGUACUUGCAAACCAGGAUAUUCUGGGGAUGGUGUCAACUGUGCAGGUAACAAACUUACAUACGCAGCGUGAACUUACAGGAUCUAAACUUUAGAUGUAUCCCGUCGCAGCAGAAAUAAGAAAUAAGCCAAUAAGAAAGCUGCAAACUGGUUUCGUGUUUAUCUCAGCGACAUGUUGUUAUAAGUAGCAUGAAACAAAAUAAACAAAAUAAGUGCUCCUUGCCAUUGAAUUUGUUUUGGAAAAAUUAAUUCAAGCGUAGAACAUUUCAGGGUUACCGUUCGAAUGUAUUGCACUACUAUCCCUCAUUCGUUAGGAAUAAAAAUCGAACUUGGUCAGUCUGAUAAUUUAGCCUUAUUCAUUUCCAGAAGUAGACGAGUGUAAUACAGAAAAACACCAAUGUGAUGAAGCUAUUUCAGUGUGCGUUAACACUAAAGGAUCCUUCGCGUGUCACUGUCACAAAGGGUAUAUUAAAAGUGGACAACAUAAAUGUACAGGUAACUCCCACUUUAAGAUCUCUUAAUUGAAAACUAAAUCAGUUUUUUGAUUCAGUGCCUGACUUUUGAAUUGCAGAUGAAAAUGAGUGUGAAGCAGGAAAGCACAACUGUCAUGCUAACGCUAUUUGCAAAAACACUAAAGGAUCCUUUGAGUGCACCUGCAAGCCAGGGUAUUCUGGGGAUGGAGUCAACUGCACAGGUGAAAACAAUACCUCGGUCUUCUUUAUAAUGAAUUUUUUUCUAAUCAACUCCAUUUAUCUCGCCUUAAAGCCAAGUUCAGCCACAAGGUAG
Molecule: messenger RNA, 4474 nt
Organism: Porites lobata
Lineage: Eukaryota; Metazoa; Cnidaria; Anthozoa; Scleractinia; Poritidae
Source: the annotation of a GenBank genome assembly